Eptesicus fuscus (big brown bat) is the source of this 1417-nucleotide messenger RNA. It is a transcript of the gene TMEM220, whose product is annotated as transmembrane protein 220. Lineage: Eukaryota; Metazoa; Chordata; Mammalia; Chiroptera; Vespertilionidae. The coding region runs from base 31 to 540 and encodes 169 amino acids. The transcript has 6 exons. The record is from RefSeq and is a predicted model, not a curated record.
CCUCGACCCGCUGAUCGCUCCAGCUCAGCUAUGGCGCUCAGAGGCCGGUGGGCGCCCGUCCUGUGGAGGGCCUGCAAUGUGCUGAUGGCAGCCUUCUUCGCGCUGGCGGCCUUGGUACAGGUGAAUGAUCCAGACGCAGAACUCUGGAUGAUUAUGUAUAUGAUUCCUGCAGUGCUGAUCUUGCUUGUUGGACUUAACCCUCGUGUCACAGGUAACCUCCUUUGGAAGAGUGUCUCAGCAAUCCACGUGAUCCUUUGUGUGGUGUAUGCUGCCACCUUGGCAUACUACCUCAUGUUUUAUACACAGUGGAACAUCUUACACGAGGAAGAAGGCAGGGAGCUGUUUGGUCUGGUGCUUAUCAUAGCAUGGAUGAGCCUAUGCCACAAUUUAUCAAAGAAUCGAAUUGGUGGGAGAAUUCAGUUCAUUAUUGCCAGUGUAACUGCUACUUUACCAUUUAUUGCAUGGCUCUACAUAUACAUUAACAAGGAGAUGCAUGCCGCCUGGCCAGCUCACUGCAAGACAGUCCUUUACAUGAAAUGAAGAAUCCUGUUCUUAAAAUGAGAGUAUUCCAUUUUUAUAAACAUGUAUUUUUUUUUCUUAAUCCCAGGAAUUUUUUAAGGCUGACUACAGUACAACACAGGGUUGGAUGGGACUAGUAAGAGUCUGGGUCUGACCUCCUAUUGUCAUAGUGUAGUACAAAAGGCAGUUGGAAAAAGUUAAGAAAUAUGAAUUCUAACUCAGCUUCCUCACUAUCUAUGUGACUUUGAAAAUAUAAAAAACCUCCUGGUGGUUAUUUCUUUAUCUAUAACCCAGGAUUAAAAUGAGAUCUACUUAGAAAGUUGGAAGGAUCAAACUAGAUUAUGAGAGCCCUCUGAAACUGUAAAGUGCUUGCAAAGGGCUACUACUACACAUGAUUAAAACACAAGGAAGCAGGGCUUGGUUAAUAUGACAGAAACAGAGGUUCAAGAGGGGACUGUCUCCCUGACCUAAUCUCAUUACAUUUAACUGUACAGUGUCAUGAAUUAAAUGAGAACCCCAGAGGAACCAAAUAAGCAAGCAUGUCUUGGAAAGAAAGGAAAAUUAGAUAACGGAAUUUGGAACCAAAAAGGGAACAAUAUUAGUUACACUAUAAAUGAAAAAUAAGACUGAAGUCUAUACACACUUGAAAAAAAUGAUUUUCAAAAGUAACCCUGGGCCCUAACUGGUUUGGCUCAGUGGAUAGAGCGUCAGCCUGCAGACUGAAAAGUCCCAGGUUCGAUUCCGGUCAAGGGCAUGUACCUUGGUUGCAGGCACAUCCCCAGUAGGAGGUGUGAAGGAGGCAGCUGAUCGAUGUUUCUCUCUCAUCGAUGUUUCCAACUCUCUAUCCCUCUCCUUUCCUCUCUGUAAAAGAUCAAUAAAAUAUAUUUUAAAAAAGUAA